GCAAAAUAAAAAACACAAAAUUAUUCCAUUCCAGAGUGUUUUUUUCUUUGUUGAGAAACCCUUCCAGAAUUUACUUACAAAAUUGUUUGUGACUUUGGUAGAUUUUGGAAGAGGAAAUCAUCAAAACAAAGAAUGAAAAAAUAGAAAUAGAAAGAAAUUAUUAAUUGAUUAUUGAUUAUAGUAGUUGGUUAUCGUUAAAACGCGAUUUCAAAUCUGGUAAUUAACAUUACCCUAUCACCCACCCACCCGCGCACACCUUACACUCACAUCAUCGCACACGAUUACACGCACACCUCAACACAAUGCAGAGACCUAUCAGAAACUCCCAAACUUGCACCUCCGAUAUCCUAACAUGGCCGGAAAAUUCACCUCCGCUCGCCGCCUCUACCCACCGCCCUCACCAGCCUUCAGAUAAAAUCGGUGAAGUUCUCCGUCGCGACAAGCUCACCGAUGAAGAAGCACAAAGCCUAUCCAAGAAGAAAACAAGCUCAGGGUAUAGAAUGAAAGAGUCAACGGCAAGUCGUAUAUUUUCAACCAAUACUGAGAAUACCACAUCAGAAGCCAAUUCUGCAAAUUCUAAAGACAGAACAGGCAUACGUGUAUAUCAGAAAACAACGAAUGGAAUUAGUCAGAUAUCAUUCAACACUGAAGAAAGCACUUCUCCUAAGAAGCCAACCUCUUUACCCGAGGCAGCAAAGCAGCGUGAACUUGGUGGAACAUUGCAAAAUGAACCAGACACAAAUAGUAAGAAACUGAUGUCAAGUUCCAAGACCAAGGAGUUCGGUGGAAAUGAUAUAUUUGGCACUCCUCGUGAAACUGUGCCUCGUCCAUUGGCUGUUGCACGCACUUUGGAUUCAAAAGUUUCCAGUCCUGCUGGUGGCCGAAGUAAUAUGUUAUUUGGCGAAGAAGCAGUUCAGAAGACCUCAAAGAAAAUACAUGACCAGAAGUUUGCAGAGCUGACGGGAAAUGAUAUUUUCAAGGGAGAUGUUACUCCAGGAUCAGUGGAAAAGCCUCUCAGCAUGGUGGCUAAACUUAGAGAAAUGGCUGGCAGUAACAUAUUUGCUGAUGGUAAGGCAGAAAACAUAGACCGUAUACUAGGUGCACGAAGAGAAAUGGCUGGCAGUGACAUAUUUGCCGAUGGUAAGGCCGAAAACAGAGAUCGUAUACUAGGUGCCCGCAGAGACCCUGGAGGAGGAAGCAACAUAUUUUCUGAUGGAAAGGCAGAAAACAGAGACCGAAUACUAGGUGCUCGCAGACCUCCCGGUGGAGGAAGCAGCAUUGUCCUGGAUUAAAAUUGAUUUUCAAGUUCCUCCAAUUCACUGUAUGGGUAUUAUGAAUUCCUUGAACUCCCAUGUUUUGACGGGAAGGAUCGGUUUGUUGGAUUGUCAGUAUUGUAUAGUGAUGCAGUGUAACUAGUUUGUGUUACCAUAAGGGUUGCAAAUGGUUAUUUAUUUUGAGACACACAACCAUGUUAAUAUUCUUCUGAUAAGAAUUUACUAUAAAUAAUACAAUUUCUUGUUCUA
Cicer arietinum (chickpea) is the source of this 1523-nucleotide messenger RNA. RefSeq lists its product as uncharacterized. The record is from RefSeq and is a predicted model, not a curated record. NCBI's taxonomy places the organism in Eukaryota, Viridiplantae, Streptophyta, Magnoliopsida, Fabales, Fabaceae.